This is a messenger RNA of Emericellopsis atlantica, 2172 nucleotides long. RefSeq lists its product as uncharacterized. The transcript has a single exon. Bases 82 to 2079 code for a protein of 665 amino acids. The record is from RefSeq and is a predicted model, not a curated record. Lineage: Eukaryota; Fungi; Ascomycota; Sordariomycetes; Hypocreales; Bionectriaceae.
CGUAUACCGCAGCUGCUGAUCUCUUAGCACUUCCAGACAAGGUACGUCUUCUCGUGUCGAUAAUACGGCCGCACUGUCGGUAUGCCGUAUUGGAACCUCUUCAAGGUCAAGAGGCGCAAGGCCCCAUCGGCCGGUUCCGGUACAUCAGACAGUGCAAGCACGUCUCCCCAACAGCCUGAGUCGCCUCCCCAAGAGCACGAAGGUCGAGCGAGUGGGGAACUAUGGCGCAGCAGAGAUGUCCGUGAGCAUGAUACUGCGCAUCUGAAUUCUCAACUGAGCAAGCUCUCAACGGACUUGUCUCCCCCCAGGAACGCCAUGAGUCUCCCACGUUGCCGGCGCUCCAGUACGUCGGCUUCUUCUAACGAUUCAUCACUCUGGCUCCGGAUGUUUAAGAAUCGCUCCACCACACCACUCACCGUCAGAGAGCCUGCCAGUGCAGAGCUCUCAUCGUCUUCCAGGAUGGCCGGACGAGAGACGAGCAUGGCUCGGAAGUCCGAGUCUGCCUCAUCGUCUUCAGCAAGAAGCCCGGCUGACCAGCAGCCUGUCGAGCAUCGACCUGUCGCAUCAGUGCCAAAGCUUACGCGACAGAUCAGCCGCCGGCCUCAGACGGUGGAAGAGAACCCCGAGGCAGGUCCUUCACGGUCCAGAUCCUUCGACAGCCCACGCCGCCAUCCGUUCAACGCAGAGUAUCAAGGCGGCGAUAGGAACCUCUUCAACAUAGGUCUUGGCAUCGACUUUAAGACAGGGCAGGAGUUCCUGCAACGGAGCAGAGACUUGCGCUUUGCGGAUAGUAUCCCCCAAGCUAGCUCCCUGAAUUUCUACACCGAUGUCGAUGAAGGCUGGGACAUCAACACUGGCAUUGACGAUGAAGAUGAAGACUUGACAUCCAAAGGUAAGUCGACUGCUCGCCCUGCAGCUCCCAAGCUCAACACACACGUCGAUGAUGACUGGGGUUCGAUCCCCUACUUUGACGAGGAUGAUCAAUCUACGCACACAAACGACGGUAAGGGAAAAGGCAAGGCCAUCGAAUACUCCGAUGGCGAUCAGCAGCACGACACGCGCAGGCGUUCCACUGUAUUCGAUGACGAAGACUAUGGAGAUGACGAUAAUGACGAACACGCGUGUCCCGAGUCAGAAACGGGAUCCCUGGAUGAAUUCGCCAGUCAGUACCGCAAACAGAUCAUGCAAAAACGACGCCCCCGUCGACAGGCCUUCUCAGGCCAUGAAUCACUCAGAGCCGACACCCCACGCCUUCCAGACUGGUACGAGGAAGACUGGGGCGAUAGAGACCGGGGCGAAGACGAAAAAGGCGCCGUCUCACCACCCUCAGACGAUGAAUUCACGGGGGCUGCUGACCCAGAGCCCGGGCCGCCAUACGCGCCCUACUCGGAGCUCGGCCAGGAAUGUCUCGAGGUGAUCCGCAAGGGCCUCAGUCUUACCCCCGACUGCGAGCCGCGUCACGUAGAGGCCGUUCUGCUCAAGUCAUGGAUGCUUGUCAAGCACAUGUACAGCCAGACCCUGCCCGCCAGGAACCUGGACCCCUUCCACAAGGGCUACCUUGGUCGUGAGACGCGUGUCCGAAGCCCUAGAAACCGUGUGCACAACGAGAUGUUGGCCGAGCACAUUGACGAGAUAUACUGGGAGAGCCCGAUGCUCAGGAACCUUGUCCGAGAUGACAAUCCUCACGACGGACUGAAUGCGCUUCGCUCUAGCUUCAUUCAGGGCGAGCGGAUCCGCGGAUCUGAGAUCAUGCUUCGUCGUGUCAUCGAGUGCAAGCCCGACUUUAAAGAUAGUCAAAUGGCGCAUUGGAACCAGUAUGUGGCCAAGCGUCGGGCACGUCCCCAGUCUACACUCCGCAACGUCGUCGACGCUGAUGAUGCACAUGAGCCGGAAAAGGCGUUGAUGCCGAAGAGGGCUCCCAUGAAUCUUAACUCUGUGCAUGCACAGUUGCUCGCGGACAGAAAGUGGGCCACCCGAGCAUGUGAACAAGGUAGGUCUCCUGCUGGUGCGGCGCAAGAUGGACCUGGUGCCGAGCCAACAGAUGAAGCAGCUAGUAUCGACCCUGAUGUCCAGUCAUAGGUCGACCGAGAUGAGAAGAGUAGACGGAUGGUACUGAGGAGAGGAGACGGAUGGUAUUGACCCCGUUUCUGUCCCUUAGACCCUGUCCUUUGC